CUUGUUUUUCAUUAUGGCUAACUUGAUGCUUGAUGUUGUUUGCAAAACCCUCAACCGUUCAACCCAGUCAACCAUAAGUUAGACUGGAGUCGUCGUUGGAGGUUCUCUGACAUUAGAGCUCUUGAUAGUAUUAUCUUUGGCAGUUUGUAUUUAUUGUGUUGUGCCAGGCGUUAUUUUUGUACUCUAUUUUUAUCGUUAAAGUCAAGCCGUUAUAAUGGUGAACCGGCUGGUGAGAUUAUGUUUCGCUUGGACCGAUGCCAUUCUGCGGGAGAACUAGCUAGCUAGCUAGGCGAGCCGGUGUCCGCUGUGAGUAUGUUCCUGUGAGCCCCUCCAUCUUCGAGUCUGCCAAGGGACGAUACACAUCGUUCACGGCCAAGAUCAAGAAGACUGUUUUUGCCGCCUGUUUCUUUCUCUGUGCCUGUGUAAACUAUGGAGACCACUCAGGUGACUUUGGCUGUCAGAGGAGAAACAUCCCCAGGUGAGGUGAUUGCAGUCGUUGGCAGCUGUGAAGCCCUGGGAAGCUGGAGCCAUCAAAAAGCUGUGACCUUAUAUCCGGAUGGCAAUGAAGGAAAUACAUGGACUGCAACAAUCACUGUGCCUAAAGGAGUUGUGUCCAAGUACCGCUAUUUUAAAGGCUUCAUUCUGGAACCAAAGCUCAUCAGCAGGAAUGGGGAAAAUCCACUGACUUUGAAAGAAUUUCAACCCAUGGUGGCUGACUGCCCCAGCUGGAGAUUGAGUGCAGGUGAUCCCUGUCAAGUGAUAGUCAAUGUGUGGGAGACCCAUCAACAACCCCGCACAAUGAGCCCCACAGGACCACACCAGACUAUUGAUGAUGGACAGUUUGGAACUCACAAUGGGGUGAAUUGUGUCGACUCUGGGUGGCUCACAUGCCAGACAGAGAUCCGCCUGCGUCUGCACUUUUCUAAGAAGUCUCCCGUGUCUAUCACUAAGAAGAAAUUCAAGAAGUCUCGCUUCAGAAUCAAGCUGACAUUGGAGGGCUUUGAGGAGGAGAUAGAUGAGGACGAGGAUGAGCUCAGUCCUACGUGUUUGCACAGGAUGACCACCACUCUGGAGAAAACCACCACUCUGGGGAUCAGUAUGAUCAGUGCCAACAGCUAUAAGUCACGCCACUCGCAGCCUGAAUGUGGGUAUGGACUGGGGCCCUCUCAGUGGACUGAGUACAGUAUCCACACCAUGUAUCCAGACAACCUAGAGCUCACCUUUGAGUUCUUUGAGGAGGAUAUGAGUGAGCAUGUAGUCCAGGGGGAUGCUCAUCCAGGAUAUGUGGGCACAGCUUGCCUCCUGUCCUCCUCUUUCUCGGAGAAUGGUAUGGACAUCGGAGUAGCCACACUUCCAAUUAUGGCUCGGAAUUCCAGACAGACCAUCGGGAAAGUCAGAGUGGAUUACCUGGUGAUCCGGCCAAUCCAGGCGUUUCAGUGUGACAUGAGCUCCUCCUUCACCAAAUACUGGAAGAAAAGAAGUACACUGCAUGUGGGCCACAGAGGAGCUGGCAGCACACACACAGCCAAGCAUCAGAGAAUCAGGGAGAACACAAUAGCUUCAUUCAAAAGCGCUGCCAUGCAUGGUGCAGCCUAUGUAGAGUUUGAUGUUCACCUCUCCAAAGAUGCAGUUCCUAUUGUAUACCAUGAUCUGACGUGCUGCAUAUCCACCAAGAAGAAACAUGACAAGACGUCUCUGGAGCCUGUUGAGGUGCCAGUCAAAGACUUGACAUUUGAUCAGCUGCAGCUUCUGAAGCUGGUCCAUGCCACUGCAGUGAAAGAAAACGAUCACAAAGAUCUGCUGGACGAUGAAGAUGAAGUCGAUGAGCAUCAGCCCUUCCCUUCACUCUCACAGAUCUUCCAGGCCAUUCCUGAGCAUGUGGGCUUCAACAUUGAGCUGAAAUGGAUCUGCCAGAUGAAGGACGGUUCAUGGGAUGGCAACCUAUCAUCCUACUUCAACAUGAAUAAAUACCUCGACAUCAUCCUGUCCUGUGUUCUGCAGAAAGGCGGAAAAAGACGCAUUGUCUUCUCCUGCUUCGACCCAGAUAUCUGCACCAUGGUGCGUCAAAAGCAGAACAAGUACCCCAUUCUCUUCCUGACUCAAGGAAUUUCAGAGAAGUACCCUGACAUGUUGGACAUCCGCUGCCAGUCCACUCAGAUCGCCAUAAGUUUCGCCCAGAGCGAGAAUAUUCUGGGGAUCAGUGCCCACGCUGAGGAGCUGCUCAAAAACCUUUCCUACAUUGGGGAUGCCCAGUCUAAAGGCCUGGUGGUGUUCAGCUGGGGAGAUGACAACAACGAGCACGAAAUCAGAAAGAAGCUGAGAGAGCAAGGCAUUGAUGGGCUCAUCUACGAUAGGACUCAAAUGCAGGGCACUGACAAGGAUGCAGAUGAAGUAUCUGUGAGGAGCAAGGAGAGCAGGCAAACGUCUUCCAGGUUGAGGAGCAACACACCCUGCAGGAGACCCUAAAGAGCGCCAGCUGCUCCUGCUACUCCAUUCCCUGCUCCAUGGCUCCCUGCAUUGGCUCCAAGAGCUGCUCUGGCAGCGGAGAGUCAGAUUCUGGCCUCAGCUCCUCGUAAAUAUCCCUAAACCUCAAUGGACCACACCGCACAAUACACACCCAAGAGUCUGUCUUGAGUGUGUAUGUGCAGUGAAGUCUUACGAGGACCAAGGUGGGAAUGAAUGAUCAAGCAAAAACUUUCAAUUACAGAUUGUGUGCAUUGCAUCUUCACAGAAGUUUGUUAUUUAUGCUUUCUAUUGAAAUCGGUGGAUUUGUUUUGAAUUUCUUUUCAGGACAGUAUUUACAGAGGUCUUAAUUAUAGUGGAACAAUUGGGAAAUGAUACAGUACAUCACAGUGGAUAUUUAUUUAGCUAUUAUGUUUCAUCGCUUCACCGUCUUAAGUGCUCAAAUUGAAUGCAUACGAUAUUUUAAGGGUGUAAAAGUGUAACAGAACUGCACAUUGUAUGUAACGGAGUUGAGGAUGUAGCAUCAUGUGGUUUUUCUGUUUAUGCUGCUAUAUCUUUUCUGUGCAUGUAGCCAUUAUACCUCAACAGUUUUAUUUCCAUUGUCUCAAAUUGCAAUGAGUAAUAGCUACUGAUUGCUAUUUUAGUUUCAGCACAGAAAUAAUGUGGGAGGUGCAGGUUGCCAUUAAGAAACGCUCACCUCUUUGUGGAUAGUCUACAGAAAUUAGAAGAAGCCUCCGUGAUUGAUUAAUUUCAUUUUGAGUUGACUGUUGAAAGCAGUUGCUUAGUCUUCUCCACACCACCUAAUUUAAUUUUAAAGACUCGUUACUUAUUAUUGUAAAUGAUGUACCGAAUGCCAUGUAUCCUUUAUUCUUUUUAUCUACUUGAUUUAUAGAAAAGCAGAAUGUUUAAUUUGUGACAUUGUACAUACAUACCACAGCCUUAUAAAGGGGGGGAUCGGGUCCGUUUCUGUUUUAAAACCGCCAAUACCUCACUCAUUAUCGAUUUAGAAUUGACUUGAGUUGAUAUGUGUGUACAGAACGAACAAAUGCCGCCUAUACUUGUUUUCUAUAAAUCCUAUUUAACUUCACAACACAUACUUUUUAUUGCAUGCCAGAUAUUUUUUUGGCACAAAUUACACUUGAAAUAAUGCAUUUGCUUAUUCAUAUGAUUAGUACAAUGCAAUGGCAAUGCAGCAUUUUGAACACGACGAAACAAAUCCAUGUAUAGCAUACUGUCUGUAUAUCAGUCUCAUUGCACAAUCUCUUAACUACAAACUAAUGAUUGCGUCGUGCAUGGUCUUGUAAAUCUGUAUGAUUCUACUGUGUUAUUUUAACUGCCACUUAAGGACAGACGAGUGUAAAAGGUUAAUGUAAAUUAAAUCAAAACCUAUAUUUCUUCA
Molecule: messenger RNA, 3862 nt
Organism: Sander lucioperca (pikeperch)
Lineage: Eukaryota; Metazoa; Chordata; Actinopteri; Perciformes; Percidae
Gene: gpcpd1
Product: glycerophosphocholine phosphodiesterase 1
Exons: 23
Coding region: 430-2466 (678 amino acids)
Biological process (GO): glycerophospholipid catabolic process
Molecular function (GO): glycerophosphocholine phosphodiesterase activity; starch binding
Source: RefSeq, a predicted model, not a curated record